This is a messenger RNA of Fusarium mangiferae, 2241 nucleotides long. RefSeq lists its product as uncharacterized. NCBI's taxonomy places the organism in Eukaryota, Fungi, Ascomycota, Sordariomycetes, Hypocreales, Nectriaceae. The transcript has 3 exons. The coding region runs from base 1 to 2241 and encodes 746 amino acids. The record is from RefSeq and is a predicted model, not a curated record.
AUGCGCCUGUCUUCAGGCCUCCUUCUGGCCAGCGCCUCGAGUGCGCUUGGCCAAUUCAACCAGUUUACUAGAUUCACAAACACGAGCACCGCUGCUGUCGAGACCUCGACCUCUCCCACUGAGUUCGAGACUUCUUCUGUCCCGUCUACCGCGAGCAUAGAAACCACUUCCACCAGUGUCGAGAGCACCGCUUCGUCCUCAGCAUCAGCCUUUGCCCCAAUUGUAUUCAAUCUCAAAGACGCCAUUUUGGGCCCGGGUGCUUCUUUCUACCCACCACCAGACGGCGAUACGAUUCUCAUGUCUCCUGUGGGCAGUGGCUCUACCCUCAAGCGUCGCGCUGGUCCUGUUCCCUUUCCGGUUAUCGCCCCCUUGAUUCUUCCCAACAAUGCAGUUUCCACUUUUAAACAACAAAUCUCUUCAGAUCUAGCUUUUUCUUUAGGUAUUGGCUCUUACAGAAUCCCGGUCACUAACGUCUCGUGCGGUGGCGCAGUCGUUUGCCCCAACAGAUCCAGGAAGCGUGCUGAAAGUAGCCCUUGUGCUUUCCAAGUUAUCUCCAAUGGUGAGGUUAUCCAGAUUCAACCCAUUCCCGAAGAUUUUAGCAACAGUAUUGAAAUAACUACCAACCCUUUCGUUCUGCAACUAGAAAACGAAUUAAAACUCCAACAAUCUUGUGGCGAUGUCAUCGUCCCUGUAAUCAUUGCAGGGGUCACGCUCGAGGAUGCUCAGGGUGCAACUCCAACUCCCAUCCCUACACCCAGUAUUGGUGUACCUACUGGUAGCGAGACUGAUUCUUCUACCGGAACCAACACGGCAGAGUUUACUACCAACUCCGAAGGCGAGACCAUCCUCCCUACUACCAACAGUCAAGACUUUACGACCAACUCAAAAGGUGAGACUGUCUCCCCUAUCGGGACGGAUAUCGCUACAAACUCAGAGGGUGCCACUACCAACUCAGACGGCGAGACUGUCUUCCCGACAGGGACUGUUACAGAUGUCAACACUAACUCUGAGAGUGCCACUACGAACUCGGAGGGUGAGACUGUCUUUCCAACUGGCACUUCUACUGGUACCAUUUCUGCAUCCUCAACUUCUACUUCGGUUGCUGGGUUUCCCGGUGAUGUCGGCGGUUUCAGUCUCUUCGGAUGUGCGGGAUCUACCGCAGGCUUCCCUACCUUUACGCUUGCCGAGUCGAGCGCGCUGAUGGAUCUCGAUGUAUGUGCUGGCCUUUGUGAGGGACGUGCCUAUUUUGGCGUCCAUGAUACUACUGUGUUUUACAACCUGGACCAAUGCGACGUCGAGUGUCCUGGAGACAAGACGCAGUUCUGUGGAGGUGAAGUCGAGAACAAGCUUCGAGCCCGCCAGGCCAUCUCUAGCAAUAUCCUCCUUACACUUUACGCUAGGGCCGAGGCUAUUGUCUCCCUUACUGAGUCUGUCACCCAAACGGUAACAAAUCAGGAGACUAUUGUUAGCACUUUCACCACUGUCGCUAGCGGUGAAAGCAUAGCCACCGAGAUCGUCACUGCCACUCUGGUAUGCGUUGAUGGGAAAUGCCAUUCGAGCAGCUCAAAAAACGUUGCCGUCUAUAUUUUUGUCGAGAUCAAUGGCAGUGAUUGUGACGGCCAAUGGGUUUAUAUCUCUGAGCCCUGUCCUGGUGGUCAACAGUAUAUUCCCCACCUUUGCUCAGACGGAAAAUGCGCGAGCCUCAAUGUUUACAAACCUCAACAAUGCCCAGAUUGGUAUAACUACAAGUCUUUCUUUGUUCCAUCAGAUUGCACGACUUGUGCCCAGGGCAAGAUUAGCUAUCAACCUUGGGACAAGUCUUGGGGCAUGCCUGAUGACUGCAACGGCCAAGUUCCUAUCUGCGAGACAUUCGAAUGUCCUUCUCAGCAGCCGGUUGCUAAACCACACCACGGUAUCAGCUGGAACUCCACUAUUCCUCAUGGAGGGUCUGGAGGAGGCUAUAGUCCGAGUCCCAACGGCGGUUCCAGUGGAGGGUCAAGCUCAGGAUCAAACGGGGGGUCAAGCUCGGGCUCGAAUGGAGGUUCAAGUGGGGGUUCUAAUGGAGGCAGCGGCAGUGGUUCAAACGGAGGUUCCAGCUCUGAUUCUCAAGGAGACACAGAGGGUUCUGGAUCUUCUGGUUCUAAGGGCUCUUACCCCAGCACUGUCCCUGUUAUUAGUGGUGCUAUCAAGCAGACAUCUGGUGUACUUUCUCUUCUUGUCGGACUUUCAGCCCUUCUUUAA